CCGGAAAUGUCUGGGGGACCUAUUAUAGUGUUGCACAAGCAGAUCAGGCUGUCGCAAAAAUGGCUGACCAGAAACCGACUGUGGAUCCCGAAGUCCCUUUUGCAAAGAGGAUAGAUCCAAACAAGGAGGACCUUACCAGGGACGAGUUCUACUUUAUCAGACAAGUGGAGCUCGCGCAAUGGAAGAAGAAAUCGCAGCAACUCAGGGGCCGUAAUAUUGCAACAGGACUUGCUAUCGGAGCCAUUGUAAUGGGUAUUUAUGGCUACACGUUUUACUCAGUGAAACAGGAGAAGAUUAUGGAUGAGCUGGAUGAGGAGGCCAAGGUCGCGAGGAUGAGGGGGGCAAAGACGGGCGCCAACUGACUUGGCGAUCAGAUGGACUGAGCUCAGAUCGACUGUGUGCUGUGCCACUGAUCCUAUCGCCUGUAGGCCUACUUGCACUGGAAGGGACUAAUGCUGACAAAUGCUGGUGCUACAUCUUAUUCCACUGCUAGCCACUGUCAAGGCAGCAUCGGACCCUGUUUUGCCCUGGAUAUGUAGACUUUUAUGUGGUUGUGUUGCUGACUUAAGUGUCUUCAUGGUGAUUAAACAUGCUUGUCUGUAGAAAGAAUUAUCUUCUGCCCCCGAUUAACCCCUUACAAUUUCAGGAUCCUGGGUCUUGUUCAUUAGGCACCAAGCGGACGGCAACGGGAGGCAACAUUUUUUUAAAUGGUUUCUGUUAAGUGCCCCAAUGAACAUUACCCUAUUCUCCUUCCUUUUCUUCCCAACGAGUAGGCACUUGUGUAGAAUUAUUUGUAUUCCCUUCAAAUCAGCAUCAAAUGAUUUCUCCCAAAACUCUAAAACUAAUUCAACCUCAUGUCUAUCAGUAAUGUUAAUUCUACAGUGGCCUUGGAAUAGGUGGGAUAAGAAUUAGAACAGCUCAACUGAGACAAAGAAACACAUUUAUAUUGAAAUAUAUUUAUGUUGAUAAAGGAUUGAGUUGUACAUUUGUUAUUAUGUAUUUGUUUUUUCACAACAAUAAAUGACAUCUUAUAGCAA
This is a messenger RNA of Salmo salar (Atlantic salmon), 1037 nucleotides long. RefSeq names its product cytochrome C oxidase assembly factor 3a (gene coa3a). The record is from RefSeq and is a predicted model, not a curated record. NCBI's taxonomy places the organism in Eukaryota, Metazoa, Chordata, Actinopteri, Salmoniformes, Salmonidae. Gene Ontology annotation, biological process: mitochondrial respiratory chain complex IV assembly. Gene Ontology annotation, cellular component: mitochondrial inner membrane.